Trypanosoma grayi is the source of this 363-nucleotide messenger RNA. RefSeq lists its product as hypothetical. Bases 1 to 363 code for a protein of 120 amino acids. The transcript has a single exon. Lineage: Eukaryota; Euglenozoa; Kinetoplastea; Trypanosomatida; Trypanosomatidae. The record is from RefSeq and is a predicted model, not a curated record.
AUGCAUCGGCGAACGCUUCCGCUGCUGCUGUUUAGCAAGCCCAUUACACAAGGGUACGUGGCGCAACUCCCACAGCCGACCCCAACACGCCGUCGCACAUCGUGGCGCCGCGCUUUCGAUGCAAACGAUGAGGUGCGCCAAAUGUACACCCCUGACGCUGAGCGGUAUGACGAGUGGUACAAAGCAACGUACGGUAUUGAAGACCCUAGCGAUGGAUGUGCCGCGUCCGGUGCAACGUCAAAUAGGCGACUCGAUGAUACGAAGAACAUGGAAUCAAAUGCUGACAUGGGUGAUCUUCGUGCGAUUGAAGAGGAGUUGGAGUUUUGCUCUCAGCAGUUCAACCACAAUACACUAGUGCGAUGA